This is a messenger RNA of Malassezia vespertilionis, 897 nucleotides long. RefSeq lists its product as uncharacterized. The coding region runs from base 1 to 897 and encodes 298 amino acids. NCBI's taxonomy places the organism in Eukaryota, Fungi, Basidiomycota, Malasseziomycetes, Malasseziales, Malasseziaceae. The record is from RefSeq and is a predicted model, not a curated record. Gene Ontology annotation, molecular function: nucleic acid binding. The transcript is spliced from 2 exons.
AUGGGGCUCUCGGACGGUCGGCGCAAGCAGCGCCUGGUGGGCUCCGCCGUUGUGCGAAAUACUGCAUGGGCCAGUGACGCGUCUUUACCGGGGCAGAGAAUGAUGGAGAGCAUGGGCUGGUCGCCAGGCUCUGGUCUCGGGACUUUGCAGCAGGGUAUGUCGACCAACCUAGCGGUGUCGAUGAAAUUGGAUACCAAGGGGAUUGGCGCGCAGCGCCAUGAGCGCGAGGCACUUCAGCAAGGAAAAAGCGAUGCAUGGAUUGGUGCUGGUGGUGACUUGGGGUCAUUGUUUGAGCGAUUGGCGCAGGCGAAUUGUACGCCUAGCGGGUCAGACUCAGCAAGUCAGGCACCGCCUAAAAAGAAGACCAAAUUGGCGGAGACGACAGAGGACGAGAGCGUGCGACGCCAAAGCGUAUCGCGACUUGCUCACCGAGCCAAGUUCCGGCGUGCAAAGCAACUGGCCACUACGAAUGCGAUGAGCAUGAAUGAAAUAUUUGGGAUUAGCAGUACGAACGAAGGGAAAGUGUGUACGAGUGCAUUGGAGGAGGAUAGAAGUCAAUCGGAUGCAGAGACUAAGCCUAAAAACAAGUCCAACGAAAAGAUGGCCAAGGGCAAGGACAAGGGCAAGGGCAAGGACAAGGACAAGGACAAGGACAAAAACAAGGACAAAAACAAGGACAAAAACAAGGACAAAAACAAAUCCAAAUCCAAGUCCAAGUCCCUUCAAUCGGACAAAAAGUCUACGAAACCCAACGAAACGUCCACACCCAAAGACCCGCCAUCCAAUUUAAUCAUCAGCCCCGGCGGCCAGUUUGUCUUCCAGUACCUGUCCAAUAAAUUGAUCCGCAAACGUGCCGAAAUUGCGCAGAAACGCGGGGCAACAGGGCAAUGGUGGUAG